Delphinapterus leucas (beluga whale) is the source of this 1327-nucleotide messenger RNA. The record is from RefSeq and is a predicted model, not a curated record. NCBI's taxonomy places the organism in Eukaryota, Metazoa, Chordata, Mammalia, Artiodactyla, Monodontidae.
AUGACACGAUGGGAUUUGCAGGCCCUACUUCCUUACACAGAAGAGAGAAGCAAGCACCAACGACAGGGGAAAAGAAGCACUGCAAACUCUCCACCAAAGGGCAGGUGGUUCCCCAAUCCAUACCUAGUCUCCACGGCCCCAUCCGUGCCCCCGGGGACUUGCCUGCACGUUCUCUGCUCGUCUCCCCUACCCGCUGCCCGGGCAGUCGUGGCCGAGCCGGGGCCCCAGCGCCAGAACCCGCAGAGAAGUUUCGCCGCUGCAAACGUGAGAAAACGCAGCUCCGCAGAACACCCGCCCCCACCCUGCCCGCGGCCCCACCCCGCAGCCCGACCCCUGGCGGCGGCGACCUUGGCCACCCCGGGCGCUCCCGAGAGCCGGAGGAGGGGCUGCCCUGCGGGCUCGCCGGGGGCCACCGGAGGCGGCCGGGGGACGGCGGCGACCUCCCCUCGGCCCGCAGGGGGGCGCUCCCCACCCCCCGCCCGCCCCUCGGCGCCGCGCCGCUCCCGGGCCCGCGCGGGCGCUCCACUUACCCCGCCGCGCAGGGCCGGGGCUCGGGCAGGGUGCGUGGGUUACAUCGGGCUGGGAAGCGCCUCUGGGGCCCCGCGGGCCGUCGCUCUCGGGGGAUGUCUGUCGCCGCCAAACUCUCGGGGUCUCUCGCGCCUCUCGCUCCUCUCCCUCCCCUCCCCUCCUCCCUCCCUCCUUCUCUCCUGUCCUUCGGCUCUUUUUUCCGGGUUAAUUACGUUUCGCAUUAAAGCAAAACCCAGCCCCGGAUCUAGCAAUUUCAUGUCCAAAGAUUUGUCCUACAGAAAGUCAUCCGGAGAUAUAUAUAGUAUAGAUGGAGUGUAUGUUUAUGUGUACCUACGAAGUGUAUAUCUGGAACAUAUAUACACAUUUGCUGCAGCAUAACAGUGAAAUUUGGAAAUCACUGUCAUUCUCAUCAGCAAGGGAUUGAACAGCACCAAGGAAAAGCCGUGUGAACACACAGCAAGAAGGCAGCCGUCUGCAGUCCUAGAAGAGAGCUCUCACCAGAGCGCAACCAUGCUGGCAACCCCAUCCCGGACUCCAGCCUCCAGACUGUGAGAAAAUAAAUUUCUGUUGUGUAAGCCACCCACUCUAUAGUACUUUUUAUACUCAUACAUACAUAUAUAGACAUUACAUAUGUACACAUGCCAAAAUUACUUCCCUGUGACAAAGUUUGGAAAACAUUGCCAUACUGCUAAAUCUGACACUAAUAUAAACUUCAAAAUGAAGUGCCCAUCCAGUCCCCAGAAAUAAGAGUCUCCUGGCUAAAUGCACCAUUCCUAUUGAUUCAUGCUGAUGACGUUGU